GGUCUGAGGAUCUAGAGGACUGAAAGCGGGAGAGAAGACAGAGAGGAAGAUGGGAAAGAUGUAAUAAGAUAGGAGGGAGUAAGUUUGAGAGAGGUAAAAGGAAGAUACCAAAAACCCAAUAACAAGCAGAGAAGAAAAAGUUGGGAGAGAAACGUCAAACAAACACGCACACAGUAGACCACGUCCAAACUAAUUCAACCUGAAAGAUGACUGCGAAAUAUAAGGUGGUUGAAUCACAGAGUGAAAAUCCGCUAUCCAAAAUCGUUCCAGGACAGACCAUAGUGGAGGUUCCGGAAUUUGAAUUAGAAUGUGGCGAUAUCCUGUACAAAGUGCCUGUCGCAUACAAAAGCUGGGGAAAGCUCAAUGAGAAGGGAGACAAUUGCAUGAUCAUUUGUCAUGCGUUGACGGGGUCUGCAGAUGUUUCCGAUUGGUGGGGCCCAUUGCUCGGCAGAGGAAAGGCUUUUGAUCCAACCAAGUUUUUCAUAAUUUGUCUAAACUCAUUAGGAUCUCCAUAUGGUACUGCUUCUCCCCUGACGACCGAUUACGAGUUUGGUGAAAGUGAAAGAUACGGUCCAGAGUUCCCAUUAAGCACGGUCAGAGACGACGUCAACCUCCACAAGCUGGUUCUCGAUUCCUUGGGUGUCAAACAAUGUGCAAUCUGUAUUGGUGGCUCUAUGGGAGGUAUGCUUGCCCUAGAGUGGACCUUCGUUGACGACGGAAAGUACGUCAAGAAUUUGGUGGCUUUGGCUACAAGUGCUAAACACUCGGCAUGGUGCAUUUCGUGGAGCGAGGCUCAACGACAGUGCAUCUAUUCCGAUGCUAAGUACGACGACGGUUACUAUUCUCUGGAUGACCCACCUAAUGGUGGGUUGGGUGCUGCCAGAAUGUCUGCAUUGCUAACUUACAGAUCUAGAAACUCUUUUGAAGCUAGAUUUGGAAGGGAAGCCCCUACAAACAGACAAAAAUUUAAAAGCACGACUAAUAUCAGCAAUAGCAUUGGCAACAACAGUAGCCAGGAACCCGAAGUAACAAGAGAAGAAAGCUCUGCAGUGGUAGACGAAGUGACAGAGCACGAUAGAGAAGCCAACUGGAGAGUCCACAAUGAUGGAGCAAAUAGAAAAAAGUCUUUUGAAUCUUACCACACAAACAGCCGCUCCAACUCAAUCUCAUCUAAUAUAAGCGGCGAUGAUGCACGCUCUACGCUUUCGACCGUGACUUCUGUGGGAAGCACAGAAGUAGUUACAACGCAGAAGCCAAGAUCAAGAUCUCGUCGCUUACCACAACACUACUUUUCGGCACAAUCGUAUCUCAGAUAUCAAGCUCAAAAAUUUGUUGGUCGCUUCGAUGCAAACUGCUAUAUUGCAAUUACUCGUAAGCUAGACACACACGAUGUGGGUCGUGACAGACCAGAGUAUGAUAAUGAUACGGCAAAGGCCUUGCAGUCCAGAAAGCAACCUUCUCUUGUAAUUGGUAUCAGCUCUGAUGCUCUCUUCACUUUAAGUGAGCAAAUAUUCAUUGCUAAAAACCUUCCUAAUUCUACUUUGAAGAAGAUAAACUCGCCUGAGGGACACGAUGCUUUCUUGUUAGAGUUUCACGAAAUUAAUGAGUUAUUGCUGACGUUCGAGCGUGAAAAUCUGAAGGAUAUCAUGGAGAACAAGGGAAAUAAUGAAGAAUGGAAUGAAACUAUAGAUGAAGUUAAAGAAAGUGUGUUCGGGGAAGCUGAAGAUGUUGCUCAAUGGUAGACAUGUUGCUUAUCGUAGCAAUACUGUGGAACUUUACAAACUUUUUGUACAACUAUAUAUUUGCAAGCUUUACCUUAAAAUUGUGUCGAAGUAAAAAUACAUCUUAUAAAAUACAAAAUAGCGUUUAAAAAUAUAAUAUACUAUAAAA
Molecule: messenger RNA, 1890 nt
Organism: Pichia membranifaciens NRRL Y-2026
Lineage: Eukaryota; Fungi; Ascomycota; Pichiomycetes; Pichiales; Pichiaceae
Exons: 1
Coding region: 207-1742 (511 amino acids)
Biological process (GO): L-homoserine metabolic process
Molecular function (GO): homoserine O-acetyltransferase activity
Source: RefSeq, a predicted model, not a curated record